CCCCGUGCUCCCAACGUGCAUGUCUUCCGUUCCAAACGGUGCAGACAUCUCUGCUGGUACUCACCCGGAUCUGUCCCUCGGUUCAUUCGUAUCAGGUCCCAGUACACCCGGCAGACCACUCCGUGUCCCGUCAAUUUCAUCACCCGCCCCCAGCAACGGUGAUGGCCCAGACACACCCCUUCCACGCGCACGACGUCCAAGACAAAGCGCACCAGGAGGAAAAGGCGCUGCUUUAUCUCUAAGAGACCAAGAAAAGCACAUCGACUCUCUCAAAAAAGAAAACUUUAACAUCAAACUACGCGUUCAUUUCCUCGAGGAGCGUCUUGCGCAGCUUGCACCUGACCAGAUCGAUGCUGCUCUCAAACAGAACAUCAACCUCAAGAUCGAGGUCCAGCAACGCGGUCUUGAGAUCAAGAAACUGAAGAAACUCGUCUUGGAGCUUGAGCGCGAGUUGGAGCGUCUUCAGCGUGGCUCGACGCGCGACCAUGAUCUGGAGUCGCGGCUGCAUGAACGCGAACGCGACUUGGAGACACAGCUACACGAGCGGGAACGCGAUCUUGAGAUGCAGCUUCAAGAGCGCGAGCACGAGAUCAGGGAGUUGAGGAAGGCCCAGGUUAUCAUUGAGCGCAGUGAGGACGACUCCAUAGAUCCCAGUUAUGCACGGAAAAUCGAGGAUCUGCGUGCUGAGAAUGAGGAACUUCGUCAUGAGCUCGAGCAGCGCGAUCAACUUCUCAUUGCACGCGAGGAGGAGAAUGAGGCACUUGUUGACCAUGCUGAUCGGUUACAACUGGAGGUUGAGGAUUUGCAACGACGGAGAGAAGCGGAAAGCAUUGAGAGGAGCGAGAGUCGGGCUCAAAUACUUGAGGAGAUAGAGGAACGUGAGGCUGUGGAGGACGAUCUCAACUCAAUUCGGGAUAAACUUGCUGCCGCCACUAUCGAGCUACAACAGAAGGAGGACGAAUUGGAGCUCAAGAACAAGGAGAUAGACGAUUUAAUCCAGGAACAUGAUCGCGUCGUUGAUGUCGUCGAGGAGGAGUGGAGGGGUGAAGUCGAAGAGGCCAGGAGUCAGGUUGAAGAACUCAGAGAUAGAGAGGAGGACGCAGUCGAGCGUGAAACACUAGAGGCACUCGCAUCUCGCGCUCAAAUAUCUCACAUAUUGCAACAGAAAGUCUCAGGACUGAAAUCCCAACUCCAAGACAUCCAAGAACUCUAUGACCAAUCUCUUCAAGACAUGCACGCACACCGAGCCCGUCAGGAAGAACUAGCAGGGCACAUCGAAGACCUAGUAACUCAAGUGAAACGCGAACAGGAAGCCCGGGAGAGUCUUGAGCACGAGUUCGACGAUGUCGAGAAGACGCACGAGUCUGAGCUCCGACGCGAACGCCGUGCACUCGAAGACAAAGACUCUGCACUGCGCAGCACCCUCGAUGACCUCACACACACGCAGUCUCUCCUCUCACAACGCCAAGGCGACCUCGAAGCCGUCCAAAAUGUGCUUCGGGAUAUGGAACAACGGUCUAAAGAGCUCGGGGAGACCCAUACGACCGCGCGGUUCUCAUUGCAGCUAGAGGUCGACAGGCUGAAAUGUGAUGUCGACCGUUUAGAGGACGAACUAUCUCAGGGUACGACUCGUGAUCAUGAAGAUCUGAUUCAUAAACUGCAGCUCGAAGUACAACAGCUCACCACACAGCUCAGCACCCAAACUCAAGCGCGUCUCAGUCUCUCAGAGAAGCUUGACAGCGCGCAGAGCAGUCUCAAGACCGCUGAGGCAGAGUCAUUUGGGUAUAGGACGAGAGUGAAUGAGCUGGAGAUGCGGUUGUCUAAAGACCAGCGGACAUUAUUGAGUGCUGAGAAUCAGUAUCGUGAUCAGCUUACAGAGCGAAAUACAUUGCUGCUUACGAUAUAUCAAUACAUGGAUAAGAUCCUCGGCAUGGAUAAGACUCCCGAUCAAGCAGAAACAAAGCCCUCCACCAAUUUCAGCGUCUUUCACAACAACCUCAUCACAUGGCUCAAAGCUUUGUCUCUAAUCCAACUCGACUUCGAAAAGCUCGUCAAAGAUGCAGAAGGGAAAUUUACUGGGCAGCUUGAUGUGCAGUGGAAACAGAUUGAUAAGUUCGAGUCAAGCAUAAAGGUGUAUGGUGAGGCAAAGGCUACAUGGAGACGGAAGUUUACUGCAAAGGAAGGAGAGAUUGAGGGGUUGAAGGCCACCAACGCAGCAUUAACCUCGCAACUAGUGAUAUCCCGACGACCAACCCAAGGCGACUCCCAAGAAACAAAGAUGCACCUUUCCUGCACAGUAAAUGCUGAGAAAUGCCUAGUGGUGAAAUGGGAGGCGAGGGUGAAGGAGUAUGAGACAAGGUUGAAAGCGGGGGAGGAGAAGCAUAAGAGGGAGAGGCAAGGGGCGAAGGAGAGGGAGUUGGAGUUGGAGUUGGAGUUGGAGUUGGAAAAUCAGUCAAGGAGUCUAAAACACCAGAACGAACUCGCUCAAAAAUGGAGUGCGCAACUGGACAAUGUGGCAGAGGCAAAUAAAGGUCCCUCACAGCCACAGUAACGAUACCCUCCUUGCUGUUUGCCGUGUCCACGAUGUUCACCCCUAUGGGUUUUGUAUAACGAAGGUGUACUCUUGCUUUCGUUCGGUUCCUGACGUCAUAAUUUUGUAU
Molecule: messenger RNA, 2660 nt
Organism: Suillus discolor
Lineage: Eukaryota; Fungi; Basidiomycota; Agaricomycetes; Boletales; Suillaceae
Exons: 10
Coding region: 20-2551 (843 amino acids)
Biological process (GO): microtubule bundle formation; centriole replication; regulation of mitotic cell cycle spindle assembly checkpoint
Cellular component (GO): mitotic spindle pole; microtubule organizing center; pericentriolar material
Molecular function (GO): gamma-tubulin binding; protein kinase binding; microtubule binding
Source: RefSeq, a predicted model, not a curated record